CGAACGCCUCCAACCUUUCCUUGUAUUUCUUUUUCCCCCCUCCAAGAUAUGCGAUUACCUUCUUCUGUCGCUGCAAAAGUUAAACAGACCAAACCGGAGGAGGCGGUCUACGAUGUGGAACGCACGCUCUUUGGGUUACUUGAACGUAAGAGCAUCACCGUUCCCGAACCGACAGGUAACUUCUUCGAUGGUUUGGUUUGGGUGAUUCUAGUAGUGUAGACGGUAAACCGUUACGCAACUCGACCAAGUGGUUUAUUGGUGAAAGGAG
Neurospora tetrasperma FGSC 2508 is the source of this 268-nucleotide messenger RNA. RefSeq lists its product as uncharacterized. The record is from RefSeq and is a predicted model, not a curated record. NCBI's taxonomy places the organism in Eukaryota, Fungi, Ascomycota, Sordariomycetes, Sordariales, Sordariaceae. The transcript has a single exon. Bases 49 to 219 code for a protein of 56 amino acids.